UGGUUUGUACAAUUUGUUAUUUUUUCAGGUGUAUUGUACUGUAAUUUGAUUUUUACUGAAAACAUGUUGCGUUUGUGCAUAAUAAGAGCUCAUAAGCACGGGAUCAGAGCAUUGGUGUCGCGAAACCCGGUCAUAAAUAACACCAUUUACUUUGAAAAGACAAAAAAGAAAUGCUUAUAUUCAACUGCUGUUAGCAAUACCAUGCCCCCAAUAGCCUUGAGGGAAGCGUGGAUGGAAUAUGAUCACCACAAUUUCAAUAUUGAUGAUCUUGCAACUGUGUUAGAUCAUGACAAUCAUGAAAUGAGGAAUGAGUUUCGCAAAUUUCUCAGUGUUCCAUCAAUGAUGCCAAGAUACAACAUUCGACUUGAGGAAGAAAGAGAAAUUGCACUUGAUCAAUUGCAGAGGAUAUGUGAUGGUGGAUUUAUUUCAGUAUUGGAUUUUGGAAAUAACCCACGACGAAUAUUUGCUGCCCAUGAACUUUCAGCUAUUGUUGAGCCGAGCAUGACAACCAAAAUGACUGUUCAGUUUAAUCUAUUUGGUGGAACUGUAUUCAAAUUGGGAACAAAACGACACCAUGAUAAACUUCUUGCUGGCAUAGACUCAUUGCAUGAUAUUGGAUGCUUUGGACUGACUGAACUAGGUUAUGGAAACAAUGCAGUGGAAAUGGAGACAACUGCUGUGUAUGACAAGAGUACCAAAGAAUUCAUAGUGAACACACCAACGGCACUUGCUCAGAAAUACUGGAUUACGAAUGGGGCUGUUCAUGCGAAGCAUGUUGUUGUGUUUGCACAGCUUCAAACGAAUGGAGAGAAUCAUGGCAUUCAUGCAAUUCUUGUUCGAAUAAGAGAUGAUAAUUUGAAAGUAAUGCCCAAUGUACGAGUUGAAGACAUGGGAUACAAGAUGGGUCUGAAUGGAGUUGACAAUGCAAAGCUAUUUUUUGAUAAUGUUAGAGUUCCCAGGGAGAAUCUUCUCAACAGGUUUUCGGAUGUUGCUGAAGAUGGAACUUUCACAUCAAGCAUUAAAUCACCUCGGGCUCGAUUUUUAACUGUUGCAGAUCAACUGUUGUCAGGAAGAAUAUGCAUUGCAUCGAUGUGCAUGGGAGGAUCAAAAGCGUCCUUAACAAUAGCAUUAAGAUAUGCUGCCACAAGACUUACUGUUGGUAAAGAUGGAAAAUCAGAUACUCCAAUUUUAAAGUAUCAGUUACAAGAAAAAACACUUGUUCCACUACUUGCACGAACUUUUGCAAUAAACUUCGGGCUGGAUUAUGUGAAAGACAGAUGGGCAUUCCAACCAGAAGAUGGUUCGCAACACGCAGAAGUUGUUCCUUUAGUGUGUGUGAUGAAACCUCUUGCCACAUGGAACCUUGAACAUAUUGCCACUAUUUCAAGGGAAAGAUGUGGUGGUCAGGGUUAUUUAUCGUGCAAUAGAUUCGGAAAAUUUAUUGAACUUGCUCAUGCAGCAAUGACAGCUGAAGGAGAUAACAAAGUUCUAAUGCAGAAAGCAGCCAAAGAGCGACUCACGGUGUUUAAGCCAUUGAAAUUCGACAAGCCUUCUGAUGAAGAUCCAUCAAAUGCUGACUAUCUUCACUACUUGUUAGUGGAAAGAGAAAAUAAGGCAUUUUCACAACUGGGGGAAGUUAUGAUGAAAGCUGGGAAGGAACAUUUGUUUGAUACAUGGAUGAUGAAGGAAAGUGAUUUAGUUCAACUAUCAGCAACUUCUUUUGGUGAACGAGUUAUAAGUGAGAGUUUCCACAGAGUUCUUGAGUCUGAUGAUACUCCUUCUUCAUCCAAACCGGUGCUAAAACAACUUUAUCAUCUUUAUCUGGCUGAUGCUAUUCAGCGGGACAUGGGAUGGUUUAUUGGUAAUGAACUUUUACCACCCAAAUCUGGCCUAAAGGUCAAUGAAGUAGUUACUUCUCUGUGUGACAAGCUUGGACCAGUGAGUUUAAGGCUUUGCGAGGCAUUCAAGAUAACAGAUAAUAUGCUAUCAGCCCCCAUUGCCAGGGACUGGGUUGAAUUUAACAAGAGUGAUAACCAGGGCGAAGUUGUUUAAUUUGUUGAGUAAUCUGUGAGUUCUUUCACUGCUCUUCCUGCUUUUCAAUUUACUGUGAAACUCUAAUUUGUUUCAACUAUCCAUGAUCAAAAUUCAUCGAUUUCUCAUGGUUUAAUAUUUUCACUAAAACAGAUUUCAAAAAUUGGUGAUAAAUCUGAAAAUUGAUUGAUAAAUCAUACAAUGAUACAUUUCAGGCUCUAACGUUUGAAAUUUUAAUUUUAUUUGCAAAUCAUUCGAUACUACUUUUCAAAUAUUUUUCCAAGAUGCUAAUUUUGUUUGAUUUAUAUUUGACGUGAAAUACAACUUGCGAAAAAAAUGAUUUUCGUAGUUGUACAGUGCUUUCAAUUAUUUUGAUUACCGCAAAACUUCCAAUUUUUCUUCAACGUUAUGCAGUAGGUGGCACAGCAAAUUUUGAGUAUGCAUGAUCCUUAUACCUUUUUGACAGUCUCUCAUCAUUUGGACCCUUUGUGGUAAUAGGUACUAUUUUCGUUUGUGUGAUCAUGCUGGGUGCUGGCUAUCAAACCCAAUGUUUUUCUUUUCAUAAAAGUUCCUUAUCAAAUAUUAAUCUUUUGGCGUGACAUGACAUGUUCGUACCAGUGUAGACGUCAAAAAGAUGCUUACAAUUCUGCAUUCCUUACAUAUCAUAUUUCUUACCAACAGGUAUUUAAGGUUACAUUAGUUUACCAUUUAUAAUUUUUGUAUUUAAUUCUCUUAUUUCUAAUAUAUUUAAAGAAAUGUU
Molecule: messenger RNA, 2791 nt
Organism: Styela clava
Lineage: Eukaryota; Metazoa; Chordata; Ascidiacea; Stolidobranchia; Styelidae
Biological process (GO): lipid homeostasis; fatty acid beta-oxidation using acyl-CoA oxidase
Cellular component (GO): peroxisome
Molecular function (GO): FAD binding; acyl-CoA oxidase activity; fatty acid binding
Source: RefSeq, a predicted model, not a curated record